Messenger RNA from Xylaria bambusicola, 2851 nucleotides. RefSeq lists its product as uncharacterized. The transcript is spliced from 3 exons. Lineage: Eukaryota; Fungi; Ascomycota; Sordariomycetes; Xylariales; Xylariaceae. Gene Ontology annotation, molecular function: RNA binding; protein binding. Bases 396 to 2375 code for a protein of 659 amino acids. The record is from RefSeq and is a predicted model, not a curated record. Gene Ontology annotation, cellular component: nucleus. Gene Ontology annotation, biological process: poly(A)+ mRNA export from nucleus.
GCCGCUUGGAGACUAGUCCCGGUGUGUUGACACACCUUAUCGAUCUCGUCGUUGCUUCCUCCCUCCAGCACCUUUUUUGUUCCGACGUCACCCUCUUCUCAGCCCGCUUCUUCCAACAACAAACAACCUACCAUUUCAGCCCUACAUCACCUCUACUUUGUUCUGCACUGCUGGCCUUUGUUCUCGAUCGGCUCCAAAUCCGCAAAUAGCAGCUUUCCCCAUUGUCACCUUUGUAGCACGAGAAACAGUCACUACAUAGUCGAAUGGUCGUGUGACUUGGCGGGCUCCAUCCGGCACUUCUCACGCCUGUCGCCACUCUGCCUCGACGAUUCCUACGCCAUCUUCUAUUCUAGUCAUCUGCCUGCUUCAUUCACAUCGCACAACCUGCCACCACAAUGGCUCCUAUGGGACCUAAGAAAGGCUCGGCUCCGAACGCCCGCGCCUUGAGGAAUGGCCAAACCAGCACAAGCAAGGGAAGCAGUCGCGGUGGUAUCUCAAAACGUCAAAAUGCCCGGCCCCUCAAGGUCGAUCGCGAUGGGGAUCUCAACAUGGAUGCAUCUGCAAUGGGAAAUUCCUCUCGAUCGCAACCGAAGCGAUCCAACAACAACGCUACCUCGUCUGGCCCACCCACACGAACCUCGUCACGAAACCCGAGGCCAACAGCAAAAGCGCAGCAGAUCAUUCAGCGCGCGUUAAAUGGUGAUUCUUCACAGAUCUCAGCCCGUCGUUCUAGCCGACGCACUGAUGUCGUACCACCUGUCACCCUCAGGGUGCAGGGCUUGAAGGAUAGCAAGGCCUCCUCUAAUGAAGGAGGCGGGCUUAAGGAACUGCUUACCUUCCUCGAGCGAAAGUCCCAGACUGUCGGACAUGCCCCACGGCCCAUUAGGAUAAAAAAGUCACAAAUAAAUGGUGACUUCGUCUAUAUUACAGCAAGCAAGGAAGACGCCGUAGAAAUUCUCAAGGUUAACAACUUCAUUUUCGCCGGCGCAACUCUCCAGAUCACAGAAGUACCGGAGGGGCUUCCUAAUCGCGACUCAGCACCACUGUCAUCAACAGCGCUUGAAAUGAAAGAACAACUUCGCAAUGUUCUUAGUACACGUUACGACGUCAAUGCUAAGCUAUUAAAUCUCUCCACCCUCGGUGAAGACCCCACCCUCAACCAGAUGGGCUUCUUUAGAGGCGAAGCUACUCCGGAAAAGAUGUUCAAAGCCUUGAUGGCAAUAUGCGAAGGACUUUUCAAGACUCCCCAGGCGAAGCGUGAUGCUGUCGUUAGCAUCAGCCUCGCAGGCAACAAUAUCAAUGAUGUUUCGCAAAUUUUAUCUCUAACCGACACAUUUCCUGACAUUGUCAACUUGGACCUUAGCCGGAAUCAAUUCAAGGACCUCAAAGCUCUGCAGAAAUGGCGCCACCGUCUUCGCAGUCUUCAAACUCUCCUUCUUAAUGACAAUCCCAUUGAGGUUGGCAACCCAAGCUACAAAGCAGAGAUGGUAACUUGGUUCCCAAAGUUACUAAAUCUUAGUGGCAUCCAAGUUCGAACACCUGAACAAGUGGCGGCAGCCGAGGCCGCGUCUCGUCCCACGCCUAUUCCUCAAAGCGGACCUGAUUUUCGCGAUAUUAACCGCGUUGGCGAAGGUUUCAUCACCGAGUUCCUAUCACUAUAUGAUACGGACCGACAUAACUUGGCAGCCAAGUACUACGACGAACAGAGUACAUUCUCGAUCGCUGUAAACACACAUUCUCCACACGAACCCGGCGUGCCAUUGCCGACAUGGGGGGACUACAUAAGAUUUUCUCGGAAUCAUAUGAAAAGAAAUUACGCGCCCGCCCGACAGCAACGACUAUUCACAGGUGCCAGCCAAAUACAAGCACUUUGGAGUCAGCUCCCUCCUACUCAACACCCGAAUUUAGCAACUCAAUUCGACAAAUACAUUAUUGACUGCCAUCCUAUCCAUGGGCUUGCCGACCCGGCAGGUCAGAGCCCACUCGGCGUUGAUGGAAUGAUCAUGACCGUCCAUGGCGAGUUUGAUGAUCAGGAACUUGGAACAACAAAGACUACUAAGCGUAGCUUCUCUCGCACUUUUGUGCUUGGGCCUGGAGCACCUGGAAGAAAUGCCAUCCGGGUUGUCUCCGACAUGCUAUCUCUGAAGGCGUUCAAAAACGUACCCAAAAACGUACCAUCACCGGCCACCACGCAGGCAACGACGGUGAAUGAUCAACAGAAACAGCAAAUGCUUCUAGAACUUUCUAAACAGACUGGGAUGACACCUGAGUACUCCCAAUUCUGUCUUGAUGGUGCAAACUGGAACUUUGAUCAGGCUCUCACCUCAUUCCAUGAGAAAAAGAUACCUCCGCAGGCUUUUGUUGCUGCAGCUUGAAGAGCCUCGCAAAUCACCACACAAACAAACAAAUUUUUAACAUGAGAAACGAUGGGCUUUGCAUCGACUAAGGAGUAAUGAGAGGAGAUCGAGGGUUUUGCACAAGCGACUGUAUUUUCUUCUUUGCUACUAGGAUGAUUAGUUGCGUGGUUGUAUUCACUUAUAUAUCCGUAUGUAUCGGUUCACACAAGGGUUGAGGGGAGGCUCAGUUGAGCAAGGUGGACUUUUAGAGUAAACGGAGGAUAUAUAGGGCAGACGCUGAUUUGAAGCUUGCUUGGUGGUUCUGAUGUGAACCGCAACAGUGGGAGUGACCUCUCUGCAAAAUUGCAAUAGAAACUCUCUAUGGAUGCGAUAAUGACCUAAGUAUUUCCACCGUCACUUGAUAUUUGUGUUAUGUUCUACUGUCAACCCUGGCCCGUCGCCACAACAAUGCUAAAGUAGUCUCUGUUGUGCCUUAGCUACAAUUUCUAGCCUUG